AUGUACAAGUCUAAUAACAAUAUGAAUGAUAGUGCCAAUGCUUUGCUGAAAGCUAAUUCUGUAUCGAAGAAUAAUCAGGCAAAAAUGAACAGUAUUCAACAAAUCCAUAAUAUCUCUAAUAAUACUACUACCAAUAACAAUAAUAAUAGUAAUAACCAUAAUACUAGUGGGAAUGGCAACAAAACUAACGAAAAUACUUUAACGCAAAAUCAAUCUAAUAUUAACACAUCUAAAAGUGGUGUCCUUUUAACCCACAGUACAAAUUCUCAAGAUUUGAAUAGUUUAACAAAUGCUGCCGCUAUGGCUGCAGCAGCAUGUUAUAUAAAUCCACUCAGCCUUGGAAUUAACCCUCUAGCCUCCCUGCCAUAUACGCCUAAUUCAUCGUAUAUAAAUGGAACAGGAUUACUUACUGAUCUAUUCAGUGGUACACCAGCACAACAAACAACUCUUUCAGCCAGCACACUGUCUGAUAUGAAUUCUACAAAUACAAAUUAUUUGUCGAAUUUUUGGCCUAUUAUACCACCAUCAGUUUCUGGUCUUUCUUUGCCUACACCCAACUAUGCAUCUCCUUUAAUUGUUGGAAAUCAAACAUUGUGUCGUCAAAAUACAAAUGUACCACGUUUCUCUACCUACUAACUACAUGUAUGUAUAAGGUGUACGUUGCCCUAACCAAAACUAUACUUUAUAUAGUCAAUUUAUCUUAUCUUGAUCAUAUUUUUCAUUUCCUUUGUUGUAUAUAUUUAAACAAUAUAAUAGCAAAGUCAAAAUACCGCCAUAGCUAAAACCAUGGUGACACAAGACGACCAAUCAGAAUUCAAAUGCCAAAAAAGUUACGUAAUCAUUAGCAGAUACAUUACUGAAACAUUGCAAGCAUGACAGACACUACACUGUAUAUUUGUUGUUUAUGUAUUGUAAAAAUAUCAUCUUCCAGUCACUACACGGGUGAUCUAACUCUGACCCUAAAUCCAACAACCUUAAUCUUAAAAGUCAUAAACCUACCUAACGGUAUAAAUUUACAGAGAAAGUGGUACUAGUAAAUAAGGCAGGCAGACAGGCGGGCAGAUAUGAUUUGAUUUGGACUGAUAUUUCAUAGCAUUCUCCGUGUCUGACUGGUUCCUGAUGGUCAACACUUCUGAAAGACCUUGACAUUGGUAAUAAUACUUCGCCAAUAUCACAAUAAUUCUCUGCAUUUAAAUUUUAAAUUCUAUUAUAGACAAAAUAUAUAUUUGUCACGUCUUAAAAUUAACUUAUAUUUCGUUAUUUGUUAUACUACUGAAUUUUGCAUUUUGGGUGAUUCUAAUUUAUUUUUUUUCAUUUUAUUUAUUUAAACAAAAGUGGAGAAACAAUGUUUCCUUAUCUACUUAUUAAAGCAAUGCUAUACUUUUCAAUAAUAUUUUGACUUUAAACAAAGCAAAAGUACAUAUUAUUUGUUUGACUUUAAUUUUAAUUUUGAAAUGAAAAUCUGUUAACUUAUUUAGUUUCCUUUAUUUGAACAUUUCUUAUUUACUUACUACUUAUACUACUGAAAUAGCCUAAUCAGUAUUACUGGAAUAUAAAAUGAAAAAAGCACUAAAUGAGUAGUAUACAUUGUCUUAUUUGUUGUAUAGUAAAGAGAAAUACUUUGAGGAAUUAUUGAGUAUUUGAUAUUGACAGCUUGAAGAAGUAAUUAUAAUAAUUCC
Messenger RNA from Trichobilharzia szidati, 1679 nucleotides. The record is from the annotation of a GenBank genome assembly. Lineage: Eukaryota; Metazoa; Platyhelminthes; Trematoda; Strigeidida; Schistosomatidae.